This is a messenger RNA of Lolium perenne, 1914 nucleotides long. The record is from RefSeq and is a predicted model, not a curated record. NCBI's taxonomy places the organism in Eukaryota, Viridiplantae, Streptophyta, Magnoliopsida, Poales, Poaceae.
CACUGAAAAGACUCGCUCGCACAGAUCUGUGCAGCCUUCACCCUCUUCCUCACUCUUCGUCUCCGGCUGGCAUUCGAGCCCAGCUUCGAAGGCCAGGUCUUCUCCGGAGUGGGAGCAUAUCUCACCUCCGUCCCGCCGUCGUCCUCCUCGGCAUGAGCGGUUUCCUGGCCCUAGCCGGCAAGAUUGGCAGCUUCCUGCUGUGGGUGCUCUUCCUCAUCCUGCAGACGGCCACCAAGGUCGUCGGCAGCCUCCUGGUCGCACCGCCAGCCGAGCCACAACAAGAACCACGACAAGAAGCGGCUCGUCGGCAUAGAUCACCUCCGGCAGGGGCGCACGGCAGCGGCGGCCCCGCAGACCCAUACGAGCCGCAGCCGCAGCCGCAGCUGUGGGACCCUCCGCCGUCGCCCUACUCCGCUCCGGUGACGGAUGAGUAUUCCUUGUCCUCGAUCCACAGGCGGCGGGCGAGCGCCCCGCCGGCUUCUGAGGAUUUAGUGGUUUCCUCCAGUGGCUACUCUCGUUCGGGCGUAGCAGCGGUACCGGCGGCUCCGCCUCAUGCCGUCUCACUGCCUCCAAUGCUGCGGACAAUAAAGACCCCGGUGUCGAUCGCCGGAAACCUGCCCAAGCUGGAGAGGAAGUACUCCAAGAUUGUGGACCAGUACCGCUCCUUGGAUGAGGUUAUUGAAGCAUUAGCGCAAGCUGGUCUCGAGUCUUCCAAUUUAAUCAUUGGGAUUGAUUUCACAAAGAGUAAUGAAUGGACAGGAAAGAGUUCAUUCAAUGGUAUGAGCCUGCAUCAUAUUGGUGAUGUCAGAAAUCCUUAUGAGCAGGCAAUCUCCAUCAUUGGACAGACAUUGUCAGCUUUUGACGAGGAUAACUUAAUUCCUUGCUAUGGUUUUGGAGAUGCAUCUACACAUGACCAAGAUGUAUUUGCCUUCUAUCCCGACGAGAGGCCAUGCAAUGGUUUUCAAGAGGCUUUGGGUCGAUAUAGAGAAAUUGUUCCUCAUCUUCGUCUUUCUGGUCCUACAUCAUUUUCUCCAAUAAUUGAAAUGGCCACAACCAUUGUUGAGCAAAGUGGUGGCCAGUACCAUGUUUUAGUAAUAAUCGCUGAUGGACAGGUUACACGUAGUGUGAAUACUGAACUUGGCCAAUUAAGUAGCCAAGAGCAGAUGACUGUUGAUGCUAUUGUGCAAGCCAGUGAAUUUCCCUUGUCUAUAGUUUUGGUCGGAGUUGGAGAUGGUCCUUGGGAUAUGAUGAAAGAAUUUGAUGAUAACAUUCCCGCUAGAUCUUUUGACAAUUUCCAGUUUGUCGACUUCACUAGAAUCCUGUCAAAAAAGACCAGUCAAGGCAACAAGGAGACAGAGUUUGCCCUUUCAGCACUCAUGGAAAUUCCUUUGCAGUACAAGGCAACGUUACAGCUUGGAAUACUAGGGCGACGAAUCGCAAAGUCUCCCGAGCGGGUUCCACUUCCUCCUCCUUUUGCAAGUUAUAAUAUCUCAAGGGCAGGACCAUCUGGGGCAAAUAGCUUCCAAAGUGUGCCUUCUCAUCCUAGAGAAGAGGCAACUGUUGAUUCGACAACCACACCAUCAGUUACAUCCCGGCCAGCUGCAGAGACAAGAGCAUCAGAACUACAACUUUGCCCAGUUUGUCUUUCCAAACCACGGGACAUGGCAUUUGGUUGUGGUCAUCAGACUUGUUCAGAGUGCGGACCGCAGGUUGCAGAUUGCCCCGUCUGUCGAAGGCCAAUUGAUACAAGAGUAAAACUAUAUUAGCAACUUCCUAUGCCUAACUAGGUUUGAUUGAAGUACCUGCAUGCUGGAAGUUAUAAUCCAUGGAAAAGAAAAGAAUACCGCUAUACUUGUUGUAAUGUACAUAUGUUUAAUAAAGCUAACUGUGAAGGAGGAAAAUAACAAUUCUGUA